Oreochromis niloticus (Nile tilapia) is the source of this 6494-nucleotide messenger RNA. RefSeq names its product SLIT and NTRK-like family, member 5b (gene slitrk5b). Gene Ontology annotation, molecular function: protein binding. Gene Ontology annotation, biological process: axonogenesis; positive regulation of synapse assembly. Bases 722 to 3322 code for a protein of 866 amino acids. Lineage: Eukaryota; Metazoa; Chordata; Actinopteri; Cichliformes; Cichlidae. The record is from RefSeq and is a predicted model, not a curated record. The transcript is spliced from 2 exons.
UGCAAGGCACCCUGUGUCUUCAUCAACGCGUCUCCGGGUGUGAUGUCCAAAUAUAGCAGCUGGGACGUCAGAGGGAAAACUAACACAGUGUUUUUGGAAAGCCACCUGCCAUUAUGGGAUUGACAGAUUAUGAAAAGCUGAUGUAACUUGGCAUCCCGGUGAGGGUUUUGUUUUGAGGAUGAAUAACAAAAAACGGUUUGAUCAACCGCUUGAACACGGGGGCACGCCUAGCGCGGUAACAUCGUUUGUUUUAUAUAUUUAGAUUUUUUUUCUUCUUUUUUUUCUUUGGAACAUCUUUUAGGUCAACAUCUUUUGGGGGCUGUAUCUCGGUAUAAUGCUCCAGUGAGCUGAUUCCUUGUGCAUGAAAUGACUUGACAUCCUCCCGACCACCGAGUGCGACUCAGUGCGCGUGUGCCUGAGCGUCCACGGAGGGAGAGAGAGAAUAAGCAACUUUGUGACCAAGCAUAGCUGUGUCUACAGGAACAGCGUGGGGAGAAAAAAAGCAUUUGACAGUUAUGGUUGUUCAGCGUUUCUUUCAUCCCGCAUUAGUGACGACGAACGUGCUCGCGUACAAUAGCGCCCGUUUCCUAUUUCGUUUUGACGGAUUAAAAAUAAAAGACGCGCCGAAAUACCCAGCGAGCCUACAUCUUCAUCAAUGUGCGCGAGAUGACAUUGAGGAUACCUUAGCAGGACUGUGAGCUUGGCCGUCAUUUGCAGGAAAAUGCAUCUUUGGAUUCCAUAUGUUUUGCUGAGUGCAACGUCAGUGUGCACUGUUGAGAUGUUGAGCCAUUAUGGAGAAAUAUGUCAAGGACUAUGUGCCUGUGAGGAGAGAGAAGGGGUGCUUACGGUGAGCUGUGAAAACAGAGGAAUUGAAAGUCUCUUAGACAUAAGCCCAGUGUACUUCUCCCAGUAUCAUCUGCUGCUUACUGGAAAUCUUUUGAAAAAGCUAUCCACCAAUGAUUUCGCUGAGUACAAAGGACUUACAAUAUUACAUCUGGGAAAUAAUGAAAUAUCUGAUCUUGAAGCAGGAGCUUUUAAUGGACUGCAGGAAUUAAAACGAUUACAUCUCAACAAUAACAAAAUUGAUGCCUUGAAGGAAGAGUUUUUCUUUGGCCUUGAUAGUCUGGAAUAUCUACAACUUGAUUAUAAUUAUAUCACUCAUAUUGUGCCAAAUGCCUUCAGCAGACUUCGACAUUUGGAGGUCCUGAUUCUAAAUGACAAUUUAAUAUCUGCCCUGCCCGUAAACAUUUUCAAGCAUGUACCAUUGACCCACUUAGACUUAAGGGGAAAUCAGCUCAAAGUACUUCCCUACACAGGUCUGUUGGAGCACAUGAACAGUGUUGUGGAGUUGCAGCUGGAGGAGAAUCCGUGGAACUGUUCCUGUGAGUUGAUUGCUCUUAAAACCUGGCUCGAGAGCAUAUCAUACACAGCUUUAGUUGGGGAUGUUGUUUGUGAGUUCCCUUUUCGGCUUCACGGGAGAGACCUUGAUGAAGUUUCAAAACAAGAGUUGUGCCCGAGGAGAGCCAUUGCUGAAUAUGAGAUGCCACCCCUGCCGCAUUUGAGCACCGAUGCAUACUAUAGAACCACGCCAGCUCUUACAGCCUCCUUCACUUCAUCUGGGUUCGCACGGUCCUCAUCAAGACCCACUAAGGGACCUCGACAGUCAGCCAAAUUAAAAUCAAGACCCACAGCUCGCAUUUUAUCCAAUAAACCACAAAAUUAUGGCCAAAUUAUUUCAUAUCAGACCAAAUCCCCCGUGCCUUUAGAUUGCCCAACAGCCUGCACUUGCAAUCUUCAAAUUUCAGACCUUGGCCUGAAUGUGAACUGUCAGGAGCGAAAGAUCGAGCAGAUCUCCGACUUAAAUCCCAAACCUUACAAUCCCAAAAAGAUGUAUCUCACUGGGAAUUACAUCACUGUGGUUCGCAGAUCAGACUUUAUUGAUGCAACUGGAUUAGACUUGCUUCAUCUUGGUAACAAUCGAAUAGCCCAAGUAUAUGACAGAGCUUUUGCUGAUUUGACAAAUCUUAGAAGACUAUACCUUAAUGGCAAUUUAAUAGAUCAUCUUCCAGCUGAUAUAUUUUACGGAUUAGAUAGCCUGCAGUUCUUGUAUUUAGAAUAUAAUGUAAUUAAAGAGGUUGCGUCUGACACCUUUCAGCAUGUACCUAAGCUUCAGCUUUUAUUUCUAAACAAUAACCUACUAAAAACUUUACCAGAGGGAACCUUUACUGGUCUGACGUUAGCCAGACUAAAUCUUCGCAACAACCAUCUUCGAUAUCUGCCAGUCAGGGGUGUGCUAGAUCAGCUUACAGCACUGGUACAAGUUGAUUUGUUUGAAAAUCCCUGGGAUUGCUCAUGUAGCAUACUGGAGUUGAAGAUGUGGCUGGAGCAGCUCAGCACGGGCACAGUUGUAAACAAUGUCAUCUGUGGAUCGCCUAAGAAACUAGCUGGAGAAGACAUGAGAUACAUUAAGACGACUAAUUUCUGCCCUAAUAACUCUGACAUACUUGCCUCCAUGAUCCCACCGUCUGAAGAAUCUUUUCCUGGAAGCACUAUCACCAUAGAAACAUCCUUGGACUCUGACACUCAGUACAGCACCAUUCCUUUAUCUGUGAUGAUUCUUGCCCUUCUCCUCAUGUUCAUUAUGUCUGUGUUUGUGGCUGCAGGGCUGUUUGUGGCGAUGAAAAAGAGACGUCAAAAGAGUCAAAAUGAGCAGAAUAACUCAAUGAAUGCUUGCAUUAGCUCUCUCAACAUGGAAUAUGGCCUUUACAAAAAAGGAUCCAUCCCCAAAGUCAGGACAUCCAGCGGACAUGUGUACGAGUACAUCCCACCUCCUGCAGAAUCUACAUGCAGAACCACUGCUCACACCCCAACGGACAAUAAAUCAGCGGACGGAUUUAGAGACUUUGAUGAGUUGAGUGGCGCUUUUCUGGGUAACUCAGAUGAAGAGGCAGCCAGUAAUGUAAUAAGCUCAGAAUACAGUGCCACCACUCCAGAGCCUCUUAACAAGCCCUCCACCCCUCACCAAAAUGAUCCGUGCUACUACAGGGAUAUACUUGAGCCUGACAAGCACGCACGCUACAGCAAUACGUUGCCAUGCAGACAUACAGCACAUUCAUCAAAUCAGUAUGCCACAGACUUUGAUGCAAGGCAUCAGUACGUUCCCCCUGAAAGAAUACAACAGACAAUACUGUAUUGUACAUCGCCAAGUACUGUUUAUGUGGAGCCGAACAGGAGUGAGUACUGGGAACUGAAAGCAAAGCUUCACAUUGACCCAGAUUACCUGGAGGUUCUUGAAAAACGAACUACAUUCACACAGUUUUAAGAGACUUGGCGGCCCACAGAUGGUCAGAGUGGACGGAUUUCUGUGAUGCAUCUAUUUUAAUCAGGAGUCGUAACAUGUCAUAAAAAAAAUAGGCAUAAUUAUUUUCUCAACUUUAGUACAGUGCAUUGGGAGCUACGGCGUGCACUUCUCGGAGUCAUGCCUAACAGAAGUGAGCAAGAAAAGACAACACGCUUCAUUUUAAAUUAUCACUUAACACUUUAUCCCUGUUUUGUUUAACAGUUUGGUUUAAUUUUAAAAAUAUAAACAAGAAAGCACAGAUUCAGGGCUCUUAUGACUCAUCUCUAUCCUGGAGCUGUAUCAUUGACAACAAUGUGAGACUGAGCUUUAACUCCCAAAUUAGCUGCAUUUUAUGAGUGCUAAUGAACCGUGCAGACGACAUGUACUUGUCCCAAAAUAAACCAGGUUUUUUGUCACAGAUACAUGUAUUGCUGCCAGUUCUGUCUUUUCAAAUUUAUUCAAAAUGAAACACGUGCAUAGGACUAAAACAAAUUUGUCCUGCAAAUAGAUUUAUAGCCAUGAAGUUGACCUUUUAGGUAGACAAAAGUCACUUAAGCACUGAGCCAGACCCAUUUAGCUAUGCAGUCCUCCAGGAUUCACAGCUCUGAGGUGAUAAUAUUUAAUGCAUUAGAUCAUGGAAUAAAUUCUAAAGUAAUGUUUCAACCACAGAUUAUGAGACUCAUAAAUCACAGCUCACUUGUUGGGAGGUUUUAAAGAGAAUAAUCACAAUAAUUCAUAUCCUACAAAUAUAUUGAACUGGCCCAGUACAAUGAAAUCCCUCAAAGACUACCUAUCCCCAGCCUGACAGCACUUAGUGAUUAUGAUUAUGAAAGCAUGUUGGCCUGGAGUUAAAUUUGAUGCAUUGUAAUUGUGCUCAAAAAUGUUGUAACUAAAACAUUAUAAUCAUAACUGUAUUCAGGUGUAUUGUAAAGGAAAGAAAAUGAGCUUUAACUGCCGUUGUUUGUCAUGUGUUACAAAUGUGUGCAAACAGUGUGUCUGGCAUUUUACAUAAACACACGCUUACACCCUCAUCUGUUACGUGUACCACUACCAAAGCAGUCCACAAAAGAAUAAUAUAUAUAUAUAUAUAUAUAUAUAUGCAAAUUUUGACAUCCACAAGUUUACAUCAAAACACAGUCCUGUGAAAUAUUGAACUUAUAAUAACUCUUUACUGUAAGUGUCAGAAUGUGUCUACUGUAGUAUCCCAGUUACAACAGAUUUGAGUGAAUUUACAAUACAAUGAGAUAUAUCUGCAAAGUAUUCUGUCUGAAACUCAGUUCAGAUUUUUCAAUGUUUUGGCCUUAGGCUCAUACACUAUAAACAUUUGAGUAACUGCAAAUUCUUAUGCAAACAAAUAUGGUUAUCGAGCUUUUUGUCAGUUAUUUGGUUUAUUAUGUUUUAUUUUAUAUAAAAAAAGAAUGCACUAUGACUUUUACAGGUCAAAAAUGAUGUCACUUUCUGAAAUGCACAAUGUAGUAGUGUGCAUAUAGCCAUAGAAAUAGAUUUAAUAAUUUCAUACAUAAAGAUUACAUCUGUCAAAAACUCUUGCACUAUGCAUAGAUAUGGAUUAUCCUUAGACAAUCUCUGCAAACCUGCCCACCGCUCACCCCUCCGUCACCAAAAGCAUCCAUAAACACAAAAUUUAAUAAUACUAUCACAUCCCAUAACUCCUCAUUUGGAAUUCAGCACACAUGAAUAUUCAGAGGUACUUUUGUACCACAUUUUGGAUAAUUCAUUUAUUCGCAAAAGUAAUAUAUUUUUAAUUACAUGUGUUUUUAGGGGAAUACUGAGUGGAUUUGCUUGGCAUUGUUUGUCUCAUUUGUUCGGUUCGGGGUCGCAAGAAAUUAGACAGUUUUACUGCAAUUAGCAGUCUCCGCUUGUCUCUUUCUUAGGGAGGGAUUGAUGGUUAGUGUAACAACUGUGUAAAAAUCUGCAAGCGCUUUAGCAUUAUGAGAUUGAAAAGCACAACAAAUGAAUGCAGCGAUUGAAUGGAUAAAAUGCAUAAAAUUUUUAAUGCUCUAAAGGAAGCUAAACACAUCAUGUAGUCAUAACGCCGCCUAACCAGUUUCUAGGUCAAUAGCGAAUGCCUAGAAAUGUGACUUUCCCUGCGAACAUGCAGCAAAUUCACAUCAUAUGCAGUGUUAUGCACCGAACCUGUCAUUUUAAUUCAGCUAAUUACAGGACAUGGACCUUGUCUGCAUGUCACCAAAUAUUACACUGCAGUAUUAGUCAUGCUGUUUACCAUGCUGUUUACAGUCUGGGUUUGUUGCCUUUCACGUGUUCAGUCAUUUUGUGAUUCUUUUGUCACUUGACCUGUCUCUGUGCUUUAGAAAUUCAGCAGAACAAAAGAACUGAAGUCUGCACAGAAAAUAAAAAAGCAUGUACCUACACAGCAGGUUUGUUUUUAAAGAUUACAUUGCUGUGAGUCAGUGUUGAAAACAAUGUAAAACUGCAGACAUGCACAGACUGAUCCACAAAAAAUGUUUGUGUUGUGAACAGUGACUGGCAUUUAAUUGAUUGUUUCAGUUCUCAAACUUCUUUUUUACACGUGUCAGUUUGUACAUCCCAGACUAAUGGAACAAAAGAGUGGAUAAUCCAGUAUUAAAAGGAAAAUGUAUUCUGUGGGAGAUUCCAUGCUUAAUUUUAUUUAUAUAUUCUUUUGUUUGUUUAUUUUUUUACAGAAUCUUGCAAAAAAGAAACUGCGUAAUCGAACAACAGGAUUUGCUGUAUAUAACAGAAAUUUGUAAUCUGUUUUCUCUUGGUCAGAUUUUUGUAAUCAUUGACCAAAUGCAGAUUUUUUGUCACAUGUAAGACUACAAAUAUUGAUCAUUCAAAACUGUGUUAAAUUGAAACGUGACUGUCCUGUGUAUAUGUGCAAAUGUUCAAUUUGCAAAGAAGACAAGGUGAAGUCAGUGUCUUAUUCGAUUUUGUUUGUUUUUCAUAUGAAACAGUGAUUUCCUGUGUAAACCUUUGAUUUGUAAAUAGAACACUUCAUCAGCCUUUUCAUGCAAACUUGCAUCUUUUUUUGAAAAGCAAAAACCUGGUCUCUUCUUGCAAAAACACAGUACAACUAGGAAUAUGUGGGGUAAAUAUAUCUACAAUGUGCUGUUUCUUUAGUUGUUAGCUAAUGAAUAAAACAUAUGCAUUCAUUUGA